Nipponia nippon (crested ibis) is the source of this 1696-nucleotide messenger RNA. NCBI's taxonomy places the organism in Eukaryota, Metazoa, Chordata, Aves, Pelecaniformes, Threskiornithidae. The record is from RefSeq and is a predicted model, not a curated record.
CAGACAGAAUGGCUCCAGUGAACCAGCCAAAGGACAAGAAGCAUGAGAGGGCACGUGAGCAUUGGCCGGAAGAUGCAAAAUCAGCUGGGAAGAGGAAACCGGACUGCAAGGAACUAGGGAAUGAGCCACUAGCAAAGAAGUUGUUUCUGAGAAAAACAUCCAAACCCCCAGAGAAAAUCGGUUGGAACGGAGGUGGGUCCAUGGUGAGAAACAACAAAGUCCUUUUCCAUCAGCUGGAGCGGCAGCGCAGCAUUGUUCAUUAUGUCUACCAGAACAUGCUGGGAGGCUCCAUUCGGGCACAGCUCAGGCAGUGUUUGCAGCUGCCUUUUCUGCGUUCUCUUGCCUCAUACCGCCUCUUUCGAACAGCAAGUCCCUUUGACAGGAGAGUGACAUGCCUGGAAUGGCAUCCGACACACCCCAGUACUGUAGCUGUUGGUUCCAAAGGUGGAGACAUCAUCCUUUGGGACUAUGAAGUACUUACUAAAACCUGCUUCAUAAAAGGGAAAGGGCCAGGAGAUUCUCUCGGAGACAUCAAGUUCAGUCCUUAUGAGGCAGUGAAGCUUUAUGUGGCAUCAGGGGAUGGCACCCUAAGUCUGCAGGACCUUGAGGGCAGAGCGGUGCAGGUGAUCUCCCGUGCCCCGGACUGUGGCCAUGAGUACCAUAAUGUUUGUUGCUGGUACUGCAGUGUUGAUGUUUCUGCAAGCUGCCGUGCAGUGGUGACGGGUGAUAAUGUGGGCAACGUGGUCCUGCUCAGCACUUCUGGUGAAGAGAUUUGGAAGCUGAAAUUGCACAGGAAGAAAGUGACUCACGUGGAAUUUAACUCCCGAUGUGAGUGGUUGUUGGCCACAGCGUCUGUGGAUCAGACGGUCAAAAUCUGGGACCUCAGAAACAUCAAAAACAAAAUGAAUUUUCUUCAUCUGCUUCCUCAUGACAAACCCGUCAAUGCAGCUUACUUCAGCCCAACAGAUGGUGCCAAGCUCCUGAGCACAGACCAGCGCAGCGAAAUCAGGGUUUACUCAUCUUCAGACUGGACCAAGCCACAGCACCUGAUCCCGCACCCACACCGGCAGUUCCAGCACCUCACACCUAUUAAGGCAACGUGGCAUCCUCGCUAUGACCUCAUUGUAGCAGGUCGCUACCCAGACCCUAAGUUCCCUGGGUACACGGUGAAUGAGCUACGAACUGUUGAUGUAUUCGACGGAAACACGGGGGAGAUGGUUUGUCAACUCCACGAUCCAAAUGCUUCUGGUAUCAUCUCGCUCAAUAAAUUUAACCCUAUGGGAGACACGCUGGCUUCUGGCAUGGGCUUUAAUAUUCUGAUCUGGAGCCGGGAGGAGAUGGUGGCCAAGAAGCAAGAACAUCUUUUGAAAGCCAUGACAGAACAGGGGAUUGGAAGCUGGAGUUUGUCCAGACGUGGAGGGCAGAGGCAGGCAAACCCUGGAACAAGCAAGCUCAAAGCUAACUUACUGUCUUGGGAGCUGGAGGAGAUGAGAACAAAAACCAACGAUUCUAAAUCACAGGGAAGGAAGAGAAAAGGGAAGGACCUAGAGAACUGAUUUAGUAUUUUGAUCCUUUCUGGAUCACAGGGUACAAAUUCAGUGUUGGCAAUGGGCAGUAUAAGCCAUGGAGGACAUUAGACUUCUACUUUGUCCUUCCUCCCUAGAUCUGAUCUUGCUUCCUUGAUUCCCUUUGCUUC